Molecule: messenger RNA, 462 nt
Organism: Symbiodinium sp. CCMP2456
Lineage: Eukaryota; Dinophyceae; Suessiales; Symbiodiniaceae
Source: the annotation of a GenBank genome assembly
AUGAUCUACUACGAGGACUGGCCGAGGGCUCUGCCGAUAUUGCAUGGAUGCCGCUGCCCCGUGGCCGUCACGUCAUGGGAGAUCCCAGAGGCUUUGCAGGUCCAGCAGCUGCUUCUAGAUGCCAACUUCGAGGCCCCGGAGCUCCGCGACAAUCCUUUCGCUUCACACGCCCCGCAUCGCGUUACGGACGAUCACGGGACCACCAUGUUCGGCAACCUCGUGCUCUUCACUACCCGGCCAAGCUCGGUACAUCCAUGGCGAGCCCUGUUGAGCCCUGCGUGGUCAGAGCCUUGCGAGGAGGACCUCCGGGAUGCCCUCCGCCUUGUCCAGGGGCAUCUCGAAGUGCUUUCGGGGCGCCGGGCACAACUCGUGUUCCGAGACCACAUUGAAGCUGACGAUUUUCGGAUUCCGGAAGACGUAUCUGUGGAUAUGGACAGGGCAUACCGAGGACUGGGAUACUGA